Molecule: messenger RNA, 432 nt
Organism: Rotaria sp. Silwood2
Lineage: Eukaryota; Metazoa; Rotifera; Eurotatoria; Philodinida; Philodinidae
Source: the annotation of a GenBank genome assembly
AUGACAAAAAAAGAUAUGUUAAAAUGUUAUAAAGAUUUAAGUACAUGCGACAUGGAUAAGAUCGAACAUGUUGUUAGUGCUAUAUAUCAAGCAUUCGAUAUCGAUAAUGAUGGCAAAGUUGAUUUUAGAGAAUUUGUUAUUGGAUUUUUAUUAACAACAAAGGGAUCAAUGGAAGAAAAACUAGAUUACACUUUUCAACUUUAUGAUAUCGAUAAAAACGGUUAUAUUGAUCAAUCAGAAAUAGAUGUUAUGGCUAAAUAUGUAUUAAGAAUGUUGGGUGGUAAUGGUAAUGAAUUUGAAUCAGUUGAAUUGCUCAAACAUUUUAUAAGUUCAUGUCAUUGUAAUGAACAAGGACUUAUAACAAAAGAAAACUUUGUUCGUGCUCUAUCAAAAAAUGAAUUACUUAGUCAACUGUUAUCUCCUUUCACUUAA